Messenger RNA from Torulaspora delbrueckii, 1077 nucleotides. RefSeq names its product Sps18p (gene SPS18). NCBI's taxonomy places the organism in Eukaryota, Fungi, Ascomycota, Saccharomycetes, Saccharomycetales, Saccharomycetaceae. The record is from RefSeq and is a predicted model, not a curated record. Gene Ontology annotation, molecular function: GTPase activator activity. Bases 1 to 1077 code for a protein of 358 amino acids. Gene Ontology annotation, biological process: regulation of endocytosis; regulation of ARF protein signal transduction. Gene Ontology annotation, cellular component: Golgi membrane. The transcript has a single exon.
AUGUCAGAGUGGAAAGUAGAUCCAGAGAACCGUAGACGGUUGUUGCAACUGCAGAAGAUUGGAGCUAAUAAGAAAUGUGUGGACUGUGAGGCUCCCAAUCCACAAUGGGCUUCUCCUAAAUUUGGAGUUUUUAUUUGUUUGGAAUGUGCUGGAGUGCAUCGAAGCCUAGGGGUCCACAUCUCCUUUGUGAGAUCUAUCACUAUGGACCAGUUCAAACCAGAAGAGCUAGCGAGGAUGGAGAAAGGUGGAAAUGAGCCUUUCAAGGAGUAUAUGGUUGCACACAACGUAGACUUGACGUUGCCUCACAAGGUGAAGUACGAUAAUCCGAUCGCUGAGGACUAUAAGCAAAAGUUGACCUGUGAAGUAGAUGGCGAGACUUUUGUAGAGCCUGAACACCCUGGGUUUGAUGCUGCAAGUUUAGGUAAAUCUUCUGUGCAGCCUGAGGCACUAGCGGAAGUGAGCAGGCAACAGACACCGAUUGAGUCACGCCGCUCUGUUACGCCAAAGAACUCGAUAGAUCAAAAGACAAAGAACCAAGCGUAUUUUGAACAGCUGGGCAAGCAAAAUCAAGGUAAACCAAAUCAUUUACCACCCUCUCAGGGCGGUAAAUACCAAGGUUUUGGCAACACUCCAGCGAGUAACGAUACUUCGAAUGGCCAGUCCGCUCAGCAGUCGAAUACGUUGAGCUUGGACAAUUUUCAAAAAGACCCACUCGGUACAUUUACCAAAGGUUGGGGACUUUUCUCCUCAGCGGUGACCAAGUCCUUUGAAGAAGUCAACGAGUCUGUCAUCAAACCGGGCUACCAGCAAUGGCAAUCUGGCGAGCUUUCAGAAGAUACCAAGAGAGCUGCGGCUCAGUUUGGCCAAAAGGUGCAAGAAACAAGUCAUUUGAGUAUGCAGGCAUUUUCUUCCUUUACCAAAAAUAUACAACAUCAGUAUAUUGGAGAUGAUGCUGCUGGUAAUCCACAAUACUCGCAGAUUCCACAAACUACCUCUCAGGAAGGACUAAACCAGAAAUCUGCACCAUUGAAUGAGAAAUCGAAGAAAGCAGCGGAAGAUGAGUGGGACGAUUUUUGA